Molecule: messenger RNA, 2498 nt
Organism: Alnus glutinosa
Lineage: Eukaryota; Viridiplantae; Streptophyta; Magnoliopsida; Fagales; Betulaceae
Product: ankyrin repeat-containing protein At5g02620-like
Exons: 10
Coding region: 119-2419 (766 amino acids)
Molecular function (GO): protein binding
Source: RefSeq, a predicted model, not a curated record
UUUUAUACAGUCGUUUCUUCAAGUUCGUCUACACCGCUGACCGGACCACUACUGCACAGUGAGCUUUAGGAGCCGCGGUUUUGGAAGACAGCCCUCUCUAGCUCUGUAACUAUUAAAAAUGGAGAUAAAGGAUGCCUCGAGUGCACCUCAUCGUCAAGUUCCUGACAAAGAUACUUACUUGGAAUGGAGUGAUUCGGUAAAAACCUUGUUGAUGAAUCAAGAUCUCUGGGAAAUAGUUGAAGCAACCACUGAACCUCCGAAGAAAGAAGAUGAUGAAACUACUUUCAAGGCUUGGAGUAUGAAAAAUUCCAUGGCUUUAACUAUCAUCAAGGUUUCAUGCGGGCCGGACGCAUUGUCAGAGAUUAGGGAGAUUGAUUCGGCUAACAUUGCAUGGAAUACUUUGGCAGAAAAGUACAACGUCUCUAAAAAUACUAGCUCAGGGAAUACUAUGUUGGGAUCAUAUGCAUCACAUCAACAGCAGAAUAAUCUCGAGAUAGCUUCGAGAAUACAUGGGAAUAGUAUGUUGGUAUCAUAUGCACAGCAGAAUAAUUCCGAGAUCGCUUCCAGAAUACAUGUUUUUGCAGGCAGCGAGCAAAGUGGAAACGUUGACCAUCUUCAGUAUGAGGCCUUAAACAAGGCUGUGCAAAGAGGUGAUUGGAACGCUACAGAAGAGUUCCUUAAUGGCCAACCUGGUGCAUGGAGUGCAAAAAUCACAUUUUUGGGCGAGACAGCUCUUCACGUUGCUGUUAAAGCUGGGCGUGAUCAUGAGCAUAUAGUGGAGAAGUUAGUGGAUGUAAUGUCGGAGGAAGACUUGGCAAUACAGGAUAGCUUUGGUGGCACAGCUUUGGCUUAUACAAUUAAUAGUGGAAACUACAGGAUGGCGGCGUGCAUGCUUAAAAAAAACAAGAAGUUGGUCAGCAUUAGAACUCAGAAUGGUGAAAUUCCAGUUAUUCACGCUAUUGAUUAUGGGCAUAUAGAGUUGGCUCGCUAUCUCUAUUCUCUCACUCCCCUAGAAGAUCUAAUGCCAGAAAAUGGCAGUAACGGUGCUACACUUUGUGGUCAGGCAAUAUAUACCAGAACUUUAGAUAUUGCUUUGGAUUUAAUCCAGCGUUGUCCACGUUUAUCUCUUUCUCUAGACAGAGAGGGAUACAGCCCUUUGUAUGCGUUGGCUUCUAUGGCGUAUGCAUUCCCGAGUGGAAAUCCGCUUGUGUUUUGGAAACGAUGGAUCUACUCCUGUAUACACAUUCAACCGGCUCGUGCCACCAAGGAAAUUCGUUUGAACUUUCAAAACGUAGAAAAAAGCCAAAGCGAUCAAAUAAAAAUCAUCGAAUUAGUGCCUGCUCUAUUGCGCCAGCUACUUUCAAAUCUCCUAAACUUCUUGGGAAUCGAGGAUUUAUAUGAAAUGAAGUUAGUCCAUGUCCAGUCCCAUGAACUUCUGGAUCGCAUGUGCAAAGAAGUAUUAAUUUCAAAUAUUGAGAAAAGGGGGAAAGGUCGCGUUUAUGAUGCCAUCUUCCGUUCUAUUCAGAAAGGGAUUUUUGAAUUUAUUUUUGGUAAAGUCCGAGCAAAUCCAGAUCUUGUGUGGAGCCAGGAUAAAGAUUCAAGAACUAUAUUUUCACUUUCUGUCUUACAUCGCCAAGCUAAAAUCUUUAGCCUUAUAUACCGGCUUGACCUGAAGAAAGCUCUAACAUAUAGGCGAGAUAAUUACAGGAAUCACAUAUUACAUAUGGCAGGGAUGACAGGAGCUUCGACUCUAAUUAAUCGAAUCCCAGGUCCAGCUUUGCAGAUGCAAAGAGAACUACAAUGGUUUAAGGAGGUGGAGAGCAUUGUCCAUCCCAAGGUUAAGGAAUCUUUGAACAAUGAUGGUUUGACUCCCCGAGAAUUGUUCACCAAGAACCACAAGGACUUGAUGAAAGAGGGAGAGCAAUGGAUGAAGGACACAGCAACUUCUUGUACAGUUGUAGGCGCUCUCAUUGUUACUAUUAUGUUCGCUGCGGCUUUUACGGUUCCAGGUGGUAACAACCAAGAUACAGGCUUGCCAUUGUUCUUAAGUAAAAAAGUGUUUAUGCUUUUUAUAAUAUCUGAUUCUCUAUCUCUCUUUUCAUCCUCAACUUCAGUCUUGAUGUUUUUGGGAAUCCUCACAUCACGUUAUGCAGAAGACGACUUCCUUAAAUCCUUGCCAACAAAGAUGAUAAUAGGCCUUUCUACGCUCUUCUUCUCUAUUGCAACUAUGAUGAUAGCCUUUUCUGCUGCUCUUUUUGUUAUGUUGCGCGAACAUUCAUGGAUUGUCAUUCCUGUUAUUUGUUUGGCUAGUGUUCCCGUCACCCUCUUCAUAGUGAUGCAAUUCCCACUUCUUGUUGACAUGUCCAUUUCAACAUAUGGACCAGGUGUCUUUAAUAGGAAAAUGAAGCGUUGGUUCUAGCCCAUCCUUUGUGCUAUAUGAUGUAUAAUUAUUCCACUAAAUAUUUGCUAUAACAACAUUUUUUUUUCUUGUUCUUGUA